This is a messenger RNA of Oncorhynchus gorbuscha (pink salmon), 972 nucleotides long. RefSeq lists its product as uncharacterized. The record is from RefSeq and is a predicted model, not a curated record. The transcript is spliced from 2 exons. The coding region runs from base 131 to 535 and encodes 134 amino acids. NCBI's taxonomy places the organism in Eukaryota, Metazoa, Chordata, Actinopteri, Salmoniformes, Salmonidae.
CCUCUCUGUUAGCCAUUGAGACAGUGGUUAGUGGCAUACAGGACACACAGAGAGAGAGAGAGUUUGUGAUGCACAGAGGAAUACCAACAAGAGAGGGAUAUAGUCUAGACAAUAGAGCUGUUUUUCCAGGAUGAAGCCCAGACGCCUGCUUUCCUCCAUGGAGCUGUUGCCUACCAUCAGUGAGCUGCAGGAAGGAGUUCUGGAGGAUGGGGAAGACGAGUACCUCACUAUGGAGGAGUAUGUGGACUCCAUCAAGAAACUCUCCCAGACUGCCCCGUACCCCCUCCACGGCCCACUCCGGGAGCACCGACAAUGGAUGACCUGCUUGGCCACCCAUCCCGUCGGAAGAUGCCCCACUGUAGCCCCAUUGGCGCCCUAUAACAAAUCCAUGGCAUAUGCUCCUCGGAUCCCCAGUGGUCUAUCGGAUGUGUCACUCAUGGUCGCCCAUCCUUUGGACUGUGUAACCCGGGUAUGUUCCGGCCGAGACCCCCUGAAUUGGUUGUUUGCGCAGGCCCAGUUUUCCGGGUUGACGUGACUAAGAAAGUCCCAGGUUUGUGUUUUUGACGGUGCUGUGGAGAAGGCCUCAGGGCUUUGCUGAACUCUUUGGUGAACAGGAAGCAUAGUCUGGAUUACAUUACUGGAUUAACCCAGCGUGGGAUUAGAGGUUGACGUAGUCAAGGAUGAUUUGUGAACAUUGUCUUAACUCUCCCAUGUAUUCUACUGUAUGAACUGAGUCCCUCCAGGUAUGACCAGAGUUGAAGGGUGUCCUAAUAUGGACACCGUAGGAGAGGGGGCAGAGGGAUUCAUCCCAAUGAAUUUACACCUUAGCUGCUUUAUCUCUCUGGAUAUCCUCGUAAUGAUAGUAUUUUGUAAGGAACUAUUUUGUAAAUAGAAGCUGUAAAUACUGCACAUGAUUGUCUGUAAAUCUCUUUGUGUGACCAACACAAUUAAAACAACAAUGUUAUUCAAAAA